AUGGACGUCAAGAUUGGACAGACGGUCGAGUCCAAGGACGGUAAACAGGGCAUUGUUCGAUAUGCCGGCACGCUUGAGAUCGCGUCAGGCUCCUGGCUCGGUCUCGAGUUACCGGAUAGGUCAGGGAAGAACGAUGGAUCCGUACAAGGCAAAAGAUAUUUCUCCUGCCAACAGGGCUACGGCAUCUUCAUCCGAAAGGAGUCAGUGGUGAGGAUCGUCAAGCAGGCUCCCUCUGUGCCCCGGACCAAUGGCACUGCUGUCGCAAGUAGUGGUGCUGCCAAAGCCCGACAGUCGACAAUCGGCGCGGGCGCUGAUGCUGCCCGCAAGAGACAAAGCAUGAUGAGCACUGGGUCGUCAACAGCCGGAUCCAGGCUAUCACUUAGGUCGCCGACAAAGUCCCCCACGAAAGGCAUGUCUUCCGCCAGCUCCACCGCUUCGACCCCUCGAACAGGCACACCCGCAACAACCGCGAGGACCUCCGAUUCCAGUACAAAGUCAAGAUUAAGCACCACAGGUAGGACAUCGAUGGCCCCUCCACCGGCACCCAAGAAGACUACACCGGCGACACGGCAAUCAAUGAGUGGUGGUAUUGGUCGAAGUGCUGCCAGUCCAGCCUCAAAGUCCAGCGCUGGCUCGAGAGCGUCCCUUGGAACAUCGCGGCUAUCUCUGCAGCCAAGAGUAGCCCCUGAAGCCACCUCUCACCCUUCUCGUACACGGGCUGCAGACGAAGAUUCGCACCCCCGCUCACCGACCAUUGAUGAGGACGAAGAGGAUGAAGGCCCCGGUGCUGAAAGCAUAGAUCACGUUUUACAGCAGCAGUCGCCCCAAGAAGACGUACCACAGCCUCCACCAGAGCCUGCGCCAUCAGAAACGACGAGAUCGCGCACGACAUCGAUCUCAAGAGCAAAUCACACUGCGGAAAACCGAGCCGCCGAUAAAAAGGAAGUCGAGCAGUUGAAGGCUAAGUUGAGGACGAUAGAAAAGAAAGCUGCCGAAGAUCGAGAGAAGCUACAGAAGUUCGACACCCUGCAAAAUGACAAGGAUCGCUAUGAGACUAUCAUUCAAACGCUUCAGAAGAAGCUCAAAACAAAUCAGCAAACCAUGUCCGAUUUGCGAGCACUGAAAGAUGAAGCUGAGCAGAAGGCCGCCCAGGUACCACCACCAACUAGCGGCGAGAUUGAAUCCGAGCUGGAACUCGCCAACUUGGACAGGGAAAUGGCAGAGGAGCGAGCGGAACUUGCACAAGCUGAGCUUGACAUGCUCAAGUCAAAGCACGAGGAGCUCGAACUAGAGCUGGAAAUUCUGCGCGAAGAAAACCGCGAGCUCGGAUCAAGCAUGAGCCAAGAGGAACUUUCUAGUGCCGGAUGGUUGCAGAAAGAGCGCGAGGUCGAAAGGCUACGGCAAGCGCUUGGCCUUCUUCGGGAUCAUUCAAAGGAGACCGAAAGCGAGCUGCACAGCCAAAUUAGAGAGUUGCAGGAUACCGUUGAUGAGACCGAGAAGAUGGCUGCAUUGUACGAACAAACUGCACAAAAGCUGGCCCAGCUCGACAGUACCAACAAGCACCUGAUGGAGCAGCUUGAAGAUGCUGAGACCAACGACGAGGUAGUCGUGGCCAUGGAAGCGCAACGCGAGCAGGCGGCCGCUACCAUUGAGCAGCUGAAGAAGCAGAUCCAGGAGUUCGAAGAACACAUCCAAGUUACGGACGAACUUGAAAGAUUCCAUAUCGAUGAAGAGAGACAGCUUCACUACGACCUCGAUGAGUCGGAGGCUCAGCUCAAUGAGAAGCAUCGACAAGUCCUAGAGCAGGAAAAGGCUAUCGAGGAUCUCGAAUUCACGCUCAGCAAAUUCAGAGAGGUGGUGUCGGGACUACAGGGUGAUAUCGAUGAGCUCCGGAGAUCGAGAGACCUCAAUGAGACGCAGGCAAACGAAAUGAACGUCAAAUCCCGCGCAAUGAUGGAUCUCAAUCUGCAACUACAGAACUCCGCGGCCAAGACGCAACUCAAGACCAUUGACUACGAGAUGCGGGAUAUGCAAGCCGAGCAAGCCAGGAGUCAUCUCGAGAUUGUGCAGCUAUUCGUCCCAGAGAGUUUCGACCAGGAUAGAAAUCCGGUGCUCGCGUUACUGGCCCUAAAGCGCAUCAAGUCCAAGGCAAUGCUUGUGAAGAGUAUCCUAGGCGACAGGAUGCGCGACCGUCCGCACCUGGCUCAAGACGAUCCCUUUUCGGUGUUUGAGGUUAUGGAAAAGAUGGACCGCAUAGCCGCUUGCUGUGCGCGGUUCAUUGACUUCAUCAACACUUGCAGUACUGAAGAGUUUACUCGACUCAGUGGCGCUGUAUAUGAGCUUGAGCCGGUCGAACGCUCCGUCAGUGUCUGGGUCGAUGCGCUCCGGCGCGACGAACUGGGCACCGAAUCUGCUGAGACACUGCAGCGCAUGAUUGGCAUUCUCCUUGACAUGUCUGAGAAGCUCAUCUCUGAAAGCACCGAAUCCAAAGCCACUGAGCUCGUCUCGCAAUGUAGUCUCGCAGAAAGAUACGCCGACAUCACGGCUCUGCAACUCACAGCUCUGCUUAAGGCAGUCCAAUUACGGCUUGGCGAGCCAAAGGAGGAUGAUGAGGAGGCUUUGGCGUUCGACAAGAAACUUGAUGCCGCUGCCACCAAGGCCAGAACUGUCAAGUAUCUUGCUUCGAAAGUGACUGCCGCCUUAGCUGACCUCCGCGCCAACGCUAUGUGCUUAGGCGAAACGGCCUGGGUUUUCUUCGAAGACACCGAGCGCGCUGCUGAGCAGCUCUCCGCGUUCGUCCGUGAGGUUGGAAAAGUUGUUAUUGACGAGCUCAACAAGUUCGACUCCGAGCAAUCGCCCAGUUACGCCUCCAUGGCCGACCUCAUGAGCGCCAAAGCUACUACACUUGCGGUACAGCCUGAAGCGAAGGCCUCCUCACCUGACGACAUCUUCAACAUGCUUACGCAAUCUCUCUCGUCCCUGCAGUCCCGUAUCGACGAUCUCUCACACAAGUCAGCUGAUGUCUCCUCCGCUGUCGAGUUCGAGUCUUCCCUCAUCGCGCCGUGGGCCGCCCGCGCCAAAGCCCUCAAGGCCCAAAAACUCCUGUCACAAGAUACCGCAGAGGAGCUUCAACGUGUCAAAGCUCGCUCCGAAGGCCAAGCUCGCGACCUUACCGAGAAAAGCAAGGAGGCGGAGGAGCUGAGGAUCCGCGUUGAGGUUCUGGAGUCACGGCAGAAAGAGAGCAAGGCCAAAGACUCGGAGGUUCGCGCGCUCAAAGAUGACGCGGACCGCAUAGCCCGCGAGAAGGCCAGUCUGAUCGACGAGCUCGAGAGGACGAAGAGCGACAUGGAAGAAACACUGGCUAAGCGUGAGAAGGAGCGCGAAGAACUGCAAGCUCUCAAGUCUGCGGCGUUAGCCAAUGGCGGUGCUGCCGCUACGCAGGUCGUAAGCUCACUAGGCGAAGCAGGCGAGUCCGGUGGUGCGCUACGUGCCGAGAUCGACGCACUCCAGGUUGAGAUUCUUUCACUGCAGUCUGCGGUGCGCUACCUGCGCGCUGAGAACAGUGCGCUGAAGGUGCCGGUUGGCGAAGUCGCGCUGCGAGCCGAACGCAAUUCCUGGCUCAGUGCGGACCAUCUCAAGUCGAAGAGGGCGCUGAAUCAAGCUCAAGAGAGGAAAGAGCGUGUGCGCAAGGAGGGCAAGGACGUGUUGGAGGGGCUUAUCGAGUUGGCGGCAGGUGCGAAGGGGGUGAAGCUGAAGAUAAGAGAGAGGGGGACGAUAGGGGGCGAUGGCUGGCAGAGGAUGGAAAGUACCACACGAUGGCACGUCGCCAGGCAGCGUGAGAUGGUGGAGCAGUGGAAGGGUGAAGUCGACGAGGUUAUCAGGAGGUCGAAGCUGGAUGUGAGAUCUACGACAAAUGCUGGCGGUGCAAGGAUUAGGGGGAAGUACGCCCUGCCGGAUCUGCCUGAGGGGAAAGGUGGGUUGGUGGAUGGCAAUAGAAGAGUUGGGAUCGUGGGUGAGGAUGGUGUUGACGGGCGAGCAUGA
Messenger RNA from Cyphellophora europaea CBS 101466, 4041 nucleotides. RefSeq lists its product as uncharacterized. Lineage: Eukaryota; Fungi; Ascomycota; Eurotiomycetes; Chaetothyriales; Cyphellophoraceae. The record is from RefSeq and is a predicted model, not a curated record. Bases 1 to 4041 code for a protein of 1346 amino acids. The transcript has 2 exons.